Messenger RNA from Manacus vitellinus (golden-collared manakin), 1060 nucleotides. It is a transcript of the gene FBXO48, whose product is annotated as F-box protein 48. The record is from RefSeq and is a predicted model, not a curated record. NCBI's taxonomy places the organism in Eukaryota, Metazoa, Chordata, Aves, Passeriformes, Pipridae.
GCCACCGGGGCCGCGGGGAUGGACGCGGAGAGCGCCGGCGGCCGAGACAGCGCUGCAGGAGCAGGACGCGGAGGAUGAAGGAGGACAGGGGAGCUUCGUGUCCCCCUCCCUCCGCGAGGUGAGCUGCCCGGAUUUUCGGCGCCUGACGUGGAGCUUUGCCACGCGUCCGCGGUCAAGGGCUGGCACCGCGUCAUCGAGGGCAACGAGCGGCUGUGGCGGCACCACUGCCUGGCCGUGGCGGGCCGUCUGCCGGCGAGAAUCGACUGCGACCGCGGGAACGGCUACUCCUGGAAGAUCACAUUAUUGAGGAACUACUGGAAAAGCAAAGUGAAGCAAGAAUGGCUGAGUGGGAAAUACAGCAACAUUCCUUCACAGCACAGCUUGCCAGAGAAAAGCAUGUAUCCCAUGGAUGUCGACACAUGGGGAGAGAUCUUGGAAGCAGAACUUGAAAGAUAAGAAACCAGUGCUGAUUCUUGCAACUCAAAAACCUUUUGCCAAUGACACACAAACUGUUUGGCAGUUGUCGAACUGAUUUUGAGUGAUUUUUAACUGAUUUUCAACUGAUGAUGAAAGUUUCUCAAAAGAAGUUACAGGUGUCUUUUUUUUUUAUUUGCACUUUAUCAUAUUAAUUUUAUGUAAAAUUCUAAAUAAGACUAAUGUUCAGUUGUAAUUUAUAUUUAUAAAUUUAAUGCUCUGCUGUAUUGUCAAAAAUAUGUUGAUUGUAUUUCAAUUUGCACUUUUUCUUUUGAAAGAGAUGACUUUUAUUUAAAAAAAGAAAGGUAAGGUAUGCUUGACUUGAAGUGUAUCCUACCAGCAGCACAUGAGAGCCCACAAAGGAAGGACAAAUACAGACACUGGAAAGAAAAGAAGAUGACAAGGUGGCCACCUCAGUAUCAGCUGAACAUUCCCAGUGACCAUCUCAAGGGACACAGUCCUCAAAAGGAUCUCUGAACUUGUACCCCAAUUUUUGGCACCAACUUGAAAAACUGCUGCUGGUAAAAGAGGAUGUACCUGUCACAUUAUCUAACAUAAAAGUGACCACAAAUUCAACUUACUACAA